GAUAUUGUUCAUUUGGUCCACGUGGAUCAGACUCAGGGGAAGCGAAGCGCCAAUGAGUGGCGAAAGCUUCCAGGACUGGUUUUCCCUCCCAGUGGGCAGUGACGUUAUAAUUUCCCGCUACUGACAGACUCCUUUGGUUGCAGAGAGCGAGAGAGUGAGAGGGAGUGAGAGCGAGCCGAGAGAGCGAAACAGUUGCAAUACCCGCAAAUGGCCCAAGAAUCAGCAUCUGCUCUCGUCGUCGACGAUUUCUACUUCUCUAUCCUCAUCGACGACGAAUCCGAAUCCCCGAUUUUUCCAGUCUCCGAUGCCAAAUACGCCGAAGAAUUGCAGCUCCAGGAAGCGCUGAUGGCCUCCGCCGUCGCUACCCAAAUCGCAAGCAGCAAGAUCAUCAUGACCGAAGCAGGCUCCGUCUCGAUUCCGAAACCGAUCGAGAUCGUGAUGUUGGAUCCAGAAACCGUUGGCUUUGCGGAAGAAAUAGGCGAACCGUCGCGGAGCCCAUGCGAGAUCUGCGCCGAGCGGAAAGAGAGCGACGAGAUGUUCCGGAACGGCGCUUGCACCCACGCCGUCUGCUCCGAGUGCAUCGGCCGGCACAUCGACGUGAAGAUCAAGGAGAGCAAGGCGGUUUCGGUGACGUGCCCGGGGCUGAACUGCGAGGCAAUGUUGGAGUUGGAGGCGUGCCAGUCCGUGAUUCCGGGGGAGGUGGUGGCGCGUUGGAACGACGCGCUCUGCGAGGCUCUGAUUCUGGCGUCGCAGAAGUUCUACUGCCCGUACAGGGACUGUUCGACGCUGCUGGUGAGGGAAGGGGAGGAGGCGAUAAGGGAAGCGGAGUGUCCGAUUUGCCGGCGACUGUUCUGUGCGCAGUGUUGGGUGCCGUGGCACGGCGAGUUGGGGUGCGAGGAGUACCAGAGGCUGAACGAGGACGAGAAGGGGAGGGGAGAUCUGAUGUUGAGGGAGCUUGCGAAGCAGCAGAGCUGGAACAGGUGCCCCCACUGCAGGUUUUAUGUGGAGAAGACGGAAGGUUGUCUGCACAUCACUUGCAGGUGUGGAUUUCAGUUUUGCUAUGGAUGUGGAUCCCAAUGGAGUUCUAGUCAUGGUGGAUGCCAAGGAAUGUUGGGAGACUAGGCUCAGCAAAGCCAAGAUUUGCCUGGCUACCACUCGUUUUAAGCUUACUUUCCAUCCCUACUACGAAUUGCCUUCACUAGAAAGAAUUGUAAACAUCAACGCAAGGGUUCCAGCAAUGGCGAAGCUUGGGGCAUGGGGUCGCAAGGCCUAGACUAAAAGUUUGUGUUUCUAAGUAAUAUAGUCGUUACUGCUAUGAAUGUAUCUUUAAGUGCUGUUGUGAAUAUAAUCUUCUCUAGUACAUAGGAGCGUGAAUUUGUAUUUUAUACAUGUAUUUUUUAAUUUCAAAUACAUGUAUUUACAAAUUCAUUAUUUAGAUAAUACGUAAGAACUAUGAGUUUGAAAUACCCCAAUGUUUGAGAGAGACUUCUAUAGAUUUGGAUAAAAUGUAAUUCAAAUUGGUAUUAACUUUUGUCCAAGAUUAUAUUUAAGAUCCGAAAUUUAUACUUCCAAA
Messenger RNA from Malania oleifera, 1573 nucleotides. RefSeq names its product E3 ubiquitin-protein ligase RSL1. The record is from RefSeq and is a predicted model, not a curated record. The coding region runs from base 208 to 1122 and encodes 304 amino acids. Lineage: Eukaryota; Viridiplantae; Streptophyta; Magnoliopsida; Santalales; Ximeniaceae. The transcript has 2 exons. Gene Ontology annotation, molecular function: ubiquitin protein ligase activity; ubiquitin conjugating enzyme binding; zinc ion binding. Gene Ontology annotation, cellular component: ubiquitin ligase complex; cytoplasm. Gene Ontology annotation, biological process: ubiquitin-dependent protein catabolic process; protein polyubiquitination; positive regulation of proteasomal ubiquitin-dependent protein catabolic process.